UAUGUCUGCUUGUCUUACAAAGGGACAACAAAGAACAUAAAUAUCGCCUAAACUCAUGUUCCCUUCAAAAGGCAAUGUAAAAUUGCAUGAAAGCGUCAUUUUGGAUUAUUAGCACAGGAUGGCUGCAAUGAAGUGCUUUGUGAUUUUGGGUGUUCUUUUCAUGGCUGUACAUGCAGCUCCAUUUCUCAAUGAUGACAAAGAACUGGAUAACUUGGCAGCAGAUCUCACUGAAAACAGAGAAGAUUCAAGUGAAUAUGCCAUCUCACGCAAGCUUAGAGAAGCGUCAGAUAUGCUCUCAAAGAUUUCUGCAAUGUUGGAGAAUCAAUGGAGGGACCCACAAAGAAGUAAAAACUCAAAGGGUCGAGGUAGAGGGGGUAAUCAAUCAAAACCUACUCAAACAACACCUACCCGCAAAACACCUGCUGACAUAAACAAUGUCUCUGAUAAAGGAUUUAAUAAUGUAAAAAAAGAACUGAAUCACCUUGAAGCGGAACUCUCAUUUCUACAACGCAUGCUUCCCAUUAUGGAUAUGAAGGUGUUGUAAAGAAAAUUGGCACAAGUAGAAAAAUGACGAACGUGUACGCAUUAAUAAUACGUGUUUACAGAGAUUGUAUGUGUUUAUAUAUCGCACAGUGCAAAAUAUUUUGUCGUGUAUUUUCAUUGAAAAUUGUUAAAUAAUUCUGCACAAUAUAUUCCCUUAUUAAUAUACAUUCUUUUACAUAAAAUAUGGCCUGUUAUUACUUCCACUUUUUGUUCUUUCAAAGUUAAUAUGGUUUGGUUGAUGGAGAUCCUAUCUAUCUGUGACAUGUAAGUCUGUCACAUGGAGUCGGUAUAUGAAAUAAUUCUGGAGCGCAAACAGAUCCCUUAUCUAUGCAAACAAAAUAUUAUACUCGAUAGUGUGUAAUGUAAUGUUUUUUAAAACGGCUUACAGGUUUUCGGUGUUUUUUUUCAGAAUAUAUAUCAAAAAAUCUAGAAUCGUGAU
Molecule: messenger RNA, 982 nt
Organism: Hydractinia symbiolongicarpus
Lineage: Eukaryota; Metazoa; Cnidaria; Hydrozoa; Anthoathecata; Hydractiniidae
Exons: 5
Coding region: 119-544 (141 amino acids)
Source: RefSeq, a predicted model, not a curated record